UAACAACAUAUAACUACACCAAUUAGGCUUACCAGCCCUGGUCAAGAAAAUUGUUGUCUCGCGCUGCUGAAAUGAAGCGCAAACACUGCCAGGAUGAUCCAAAAUCAAAUGAAACUUCCCAGGAUUUCGGUGACUUUCUGCGAAUUUUGGCCACCUUAUUUUCAGGUCUUCGUUUCGUAAUCGGGAGACUAUCGUCCUCUUCGUAUCGUGGAGGUCUAGGCAUAGGUAGAUGGGUAUGUACAUGUGUAGGGCGCACAUUCCUUUUUCCGGAGACGGAUGUAUCUUAUUACUAUCUCGGAGAAGAUAAAGCAAACCGAGUUAAAGUUAACCUCUAAUUAUCUUCGAAGUCAUGCGCGACACGACUCGACUGAUUAGCCAACGUCAGCUUGCGUACAACGGGACCAGCGGAAAGCUGCAUUUUGUAGGUCGUUGACCUUACAAUGAAAAGUUGUGUGUAACUGAGGCAAUAUGGCGACGCCUGUCUCUCGACAUGGUAGACAGGGUGGGCACCGCGGGCACUGGAAACCCGUAGUGAAUGGUUAACCCCAGAACAAUAACUUGUUCAUAUCUUAAUUGUGAUGUCAUCCAAGUACCAUGUCAUUACGCGAAUAUUGCAGCAUUGACGGUAGCAAGUAGCGGGAAGCUAUUCAAGUUCGUAUGCUUUUCACGUUUUCUUCUGUCGUGUGUAUAAUUUUUAUGUGUGCAAAAGGCAUCCCGGGUCGUAGGUUUUACCUAUGCAAUAUUCAGGAUGGUACUCGGAACUUAUAAGCACGCACAGCACCACGGACUCAUGACCCAAUGCUCUGAUUUCGAUUGCUCGCGUUGCUGUAUUUUAAAAUUCCGUUAAGAAAAGCAACCUCGGACUGGCAAUGGAGAAGUUUCCUGGUUAGACGCUGGAAGGCACCUCUGUCUCAGCCCGGGGUACUUAGCAGCUGCUACUCUGGUGGCACGAGGGCCGGGGCCCCCUGGGCGAACGGAGGCCUUCAGAAGGAUACAUCAUGCACUGGUCCGUUCCCCGAUGCGACGGGCCCUCUGACCUGGGCACAUUGCACAGGAUUGACACAGGACUGUUAAUGACGCAGAAGGGUCCUUUGCCGUCCCAGGGCGCAAGGCAUCAUGUAACACUUUGUCUGGACCACUCCCCAAAAUUCUUUCAAUCCCUCCUGAUCUCAUGCAGUUCAAGUAAACGCGAUUUUUUCCUCGGCAGUGAUGCAUUUUAGCUUAGGUUUUGGCUUUGACAUCGAUAUUUUGAACAUUUAUAUUUUGGCUUGGCUUCACGCUUCCCAAGUACCGGGCCGCUGGGUUCAGUCUCGGCUUUGCGUAUGCAAAGUUCGAAGCCACUGGCUGUGGGUCCAACUUCACCUUUACAUCAUUUUCUUGGCUUCAGAUUCGGCUUCGAAGCUAGAAGCCUGGCUUCGUCGCUAUGGCUGGUACUUAUGGCAAAACAUUUAUGCUAACCGGAAUUCUUACGCAUCUAUCUUACUUAGUACGCACAAAUACUAACAAAAUGUAGAAGCUCAAAUGUUUACGCCAAACGAUUGACUUCAGCAACAAAAUGACUACAGCAAUAAUAAUGGAAUUAAUGGGGCUUCUUUACAAGAAAAGGUAACAAUGGAGUGCCAGUAGCUGUAUUUGAAUUUAUAAAUGAUAUUAUUUAUGAAUUAUAUAAAUAUUGCUUUUUCACCUAAUUAAUACGUCUUGCGGUCAUCGCACAUGGCGUGGCCCGAGGUCCUAUAUGACUCGGGAUAGAGCGGUGGUGUUACCCAAACGUCGGAGGUUGGUGUUAAUACAAAGAACAUGCAAUAUGUUGACCCACGCCCUUGCUCGCCGUUUUUCAUAACGCGGACUACUUUGGGGGCAUCGAUGUGACCCUGCCGUUUCCAAGUUAUGAUGGACAGAGCUUCGCGGAAGAAAACAGUCGAUUGGUCUCAACGAGAUCUCGCCAUUAGUGAUCCGUUUUAUGUCUAGCGUGCCGUGUGCCGGAGAUGGCCGACCCCAGUCGGUCGGAGCUGAAGCUGAACUCGCCGCCCGAGGACGGCAUCUCGUCCGUCAAGUUCGGCCCUACAUCGUCCCAGUUCCUGCUCGUCGCGUCCUGGGACAAGACGGUGCGACUAUAUGACGUGCUGUCCAACACGCAGCGUCUCAAGUACUCGCACUCGGCGCCCGUGCUCGACUGCUGCUUCCACGAUGCCGUGCACGCGUGGAGCGGCGGCCUCGACCACACACUCAAGGUGUUCGACUUCAACACGAGCACGGAGACGGUGGUGGGGCAGCACGGCGCGCCGAUCCGCUGCGUCGAGUACGCCGCCGACGCCGGCUGCGUCGUCACCGGCGGCUGGGACAACUACGUCAAGCUGUGGGACCCGCGCCAGGCACGCGGCACCGGCGUGCACGCGCAGCCCGACCGCGUGUAUGCGCUCAGCACGUGCGGCGACCGACUGGUGGUAGGUACGGCCGGCCGCAAGGUGCACAUUUGGGAUUUGCGCAACAUGGCGCAGCCGCUGCAAAAGAAGGAGGCGUCGCUGAAGUACCAGACGCGCUGCAUCCGCUGUUUCCCCAACAAGCUGGGUUACGUGCUGAGCUCGAUCGAAGGCAGGGUCGCCGUCGAGUAUUUCGAUCCGAGUCCCGAGGUGCAGAAGAAAAAGUACGCGUUCAAGUGCCACCGCAUCAAGGAGGCCGGCAUGGAGUACGUGUACCCCGUGAACGCCAUCAGCUUCCACAGCCAGUACAACACGUUUGCGACGGGGGGCUCGGACGGCUACGUCAAUAUCUGGGACGGGCUGAACAAGAAGCGGCUGUGCCAGUUCCACCGUUACCCAACGUCUAUCGCGUCGCUGGCGUUCUCGCCAGACGGUAGCGUGCUGGCCAUCGCCUGCUCCUACCUGUAUGAGCAGAAGGAGACGCCAGAGACCAUCCCACCCGACGCGGUGUACAUCAGACACGUCACCGACCAGGAGGCCAAGCCCAAGUAGGCGGACGAGCUGGCACCCCGUGCGCGGCGCGUAGUCUGCGCCAUGUGACGCUGACACUCCUCGACCAGAGGGAGUGCUCUGUCUCGCGAUCGGCUGGGCUCAGUGAGCUGCCGCUGACAGGGUGUCUGCCCGGCACGCUCCUCUGGCUGACCCGUCACUGCGUUCGUGUGUUCCUUCAUCGCCUCAUUAGUGUCCGGCCAAAUCAUUGCGAUCGGUUGUCUGCUGCUGAUAUAAAAUGCCCAAGACGUA
Pollicipes pollicipes is the source of this 3221-nucleotide messenger RNA. RefSeq names its product mitotic checkpoint protein Bub3 (gene Bub3). NCBI's taxonomy places the organism in Eukaryota, Metazoa, Arthropoda, Thecostraca, Pollicipedomorpha, Pollicipedidae. The record is from RefSeq and is a predicted model, not a curated record. The coding region runs from base 1986 to 2972 and encodes 328 amino acids. Gene Ontology annotation, molecular function: protein binding. The transcript is spliced from 3 exons.